ACGCGCAUCUUCGCGGUGUACGUACAGCACGAGCAGCAGCUGCUGCUGCUGCUCGACAGGCACCGGAAGCUGCUGCAGCAACAGCAGCAGCAGCAGCAGCAGCAGCAGCAGCAAAAGCUGCUGCUGGAGAAGCAAGAGGGAGCCAGACGCCAGCGAAAUAACACCCAGGAGACGCAACUGCAGCAGUGCACUGCGGAGCAGCAGCAAGAGCUGCAGGAGCUGCAGCAGCAGCAGCAGCAGCAGCAGAAACGCCUGGAGGAGCAGCGGCUGCUGCACCAAGGCCUUCAUGGGCGCCCAGGGGAGAUAGACAUGGAUUUGUUAGCUGCUGCUGCUGCUUUUCCUAAUGCUGCGCUGCUGCUGCUGCAGCAGCUAGCAGAUGAAAUACCUCACAAGCUACGGUACUUUGAGCCGCAGCAGUUAUGCUGCUGCAGCAGCAGCUACGUGCUGCUGCUGCGGUCUUUGCUUCCAGCAGCAGCAGCAGCACCGGUGGUGUUUGCUCCUCCGGAUGCUGCAGCAGCUAUCGCUAAACCCCCUGCUGCUGCUGCGCUCCCUGCUGCUGCUACUAUUCGCCGAUGUCUCCCGUUGCUGCUGCAUGAAAUGCAGCAAGCAGCUCUUGAUCUGCUGCCAGUCGCAGAUGGGCGUGCUGUGACGUCUCUGAUGCAGUCGUUUGCUGCUGCUGCUACCCUCAGCAGCAACAGCAGCAGCAGCAGCAACAGCAGCAGCAACAGCAGCAGCCUGUUUCAUAGAGUGAUGACGGCUCUGGCAGACCGCGCGCUGCUGCUGCAGAAGAAGUAUUCGCUCUCGCAGCAGCAGCAGCUGCUUGUUGUGCAUGCACUGGCAGUAGCGGAGAUCAGCCACCCUGGGGCACUGCAGCUUGCUGCUAGUGCUGCUGCUGCUGCUGCUGGACAAGACAGCAGCAGCAGCAGCGACUAUGGUGAAGAUGCAGAGGAAAAUGAAGAUCCCAGCAGCAGCAGCAGCAGCAGCAGCAGCAUCUGUUUGCGCUUGCUGCUGUCGACCUGCGUUCGUAAGGGUGCGAGCUGCCCCUUGCCGCUGCUGCAGCAAUGUGAGCAGCAAGCGCUGCAGAUGUGGCAGCAGCAGCAGCAGCAACAGCAGCAGCAGGAAGACGAACUCAGUAGAGACCGUACUCUGCUUCUCGCUAAGGCCCUUCAGCUGCUGUACAGGGCCCCACAGUGCAGCACAGCAUUUGCUGCUGCUGUUGCUGCCCAGCUGCAGCGCCUGCUGCAGCAAGUGCAGCAGCAGCAGAAGCAAGCCCUCAACAGCAGCAGCAACAGCAGCAGCAGCAACAGCAGCAACCACGCUCUGGCAUACUUAAGCCCACAACUGCUGCGGGUUAUGACGCGAGCUGUAUGUACACUGCAGCAACGCUUCCUCAUCCCCGCAACACUCCAGCAGCAGCCACCAGAAGCUGCUGCUGCUGCUGCUGCAGUUGCUGCUGCUGGCGAAGAGGGAGGAACGGAAGCAGCGCAGACCGACGCAGCAGCAACAGCAGCAGCGGAGAGAUCAGGUACUGCUGCUGCAGCAACUGCUGCAGCACCAGCAACAGCUGCAGCAACAGCAGCAGCAGCAACGGCUGCAGCAGAGGAGAUGGGGCUGCGCAUUGUUGAUAUAUGUGCUGCUGUGGUGCAGCAGCUGCUCCGAUGCACUGAGUCCUUCUCGCGGGAGGUUCGUUUGGCGCUGCUGCUGCCUGUCGUGCUGCAGCAGCAGCUGCUGAGUGCAGCAGCAGCAGCAAACCCCACACUCGCGCAGCGAAGUGACUGGACGCAUCAGCAGCAGCAGCUGCUGCUGCUCAAACACAAAUUAUUUGCUUCGGCUGCUGCUGCUGUUGGCAGCGUGCAGCCGCUGCAGGUCGCCCUCAUCGGGAAGGCGCUUGCUGUUGAAGCCCAGCAGCAACAGCAGCAGCAGCAGCAUCUGCUGCUGCCCCACCAGCAGCAGGAAGGCAGCUUAGAGAGGCAGCAGCUGCUGCGGCGUGUGCUGCGGCGCAUGCGCAGCACAAUACCCCAGCAGCAGCAAGCGGAGUGUCUCGCUACCAAGGCCACGCUGCAGCAGCUGGUGGCUUGCGGUUUGCUGCAGCAGCAAAGCAGCAGCAGCAGCAGCAGCAGCAGCAGCAGCAAGCAGCCGAAAGACUUGCGCGUGUACCACGCGCUGCUGCAUGCAGUUAAUCUGCGUCUAGGACAGCUAGCAAACCAACAGCAGCAGCAGCAGCAGCAGCAGCAGCAAGAUGAUGAUGUCUUUGAACCCCUGCGUGGGGUGUCUCCUCUCUCCCCAGCAUAUGUCUUACAGAAGAUGCGGCAGCAGAAGCUGCUGCCAGCAGCAGACGAAGCAGAGCAGCAGCAGCAGCAGCAACAGCAGCAAGAGGAGAAGAGACAGUUCAGAGAUUCGCUAGAAGAGCUCGCUGCACGCACAGACCUGCGGCUGCAGCAGCUGCAAGAGCAGCAUUUGCUGCGUGCUGCAGAGACACCCCAAGGCAGCAGCAGCAGCAGCAGCAGAAGCAGCAGAAGUACGGGCGCCUCAGUAGCGGAGCUGCUGGCUGAAGACAACCACGUGCUGCACCAGCUCGAAGACGAGUACGCAUAUGCUGAUGCACAGCAGCUGCAGCAGCAGCAGCAGCAGCAGCAGGGUGCUGCUGCAGCAAAAGCCCAAGUCGGCAGGCAGCUACGCGGUAAGCGCGCCCGAAGAGCCUUGGCAGCAAGUACACAGCAGCAGCAGCAGCAGCAGCAGCAGGAGUCUGCGGGCUCCAGCAUUUCGCCAAGAGCAGCAGCAGAAGCAGCAGCAGCAGCAGAAGCAGCAGCAGCAGCAGAAGCAGCAGCAGCAGCAGAAGCAGAAGAGCUGAUAGGAGACAGUCGGCUGCUGGUGAGGAGUGAGGUGCUGCGAGCGAAGUUGCUGCAGCACGGAGACAGUCUGUCGACUCUCCCUUUUGUAGAUGUAGAUGAAUACACCCCAACCAAGAGGUAG
This is a messenger RNA of Eimeria acervulina, 2973 nucleotides long. RefSeq lists its product as hypothetical. Lineage: Eukaryota; Apicomplexa; Conoidasida; Eucoccidiorida; Eimeriidae. The record is from RefSeq and is a predicted model, not a curated record. The transcript has a single exon. The annotation marks the transcript as partial.